Saccoglossus kowalevskii is the source of this 1411-nucleotide messenger RNA. RefSeq names its product immediate early response 3-interacting protein 1-like. Gene Ontology annotation, cellular component: COPII-coated ER to Golgi transport vesicle; endoplasmic reticulum membrane; Golgi membrane. Gene Ontology annotation, biological process: endoplasmic reticulum to Golgi vesicle-mediated transport. NCBI's taxonomy places the organism in Eukaryota, Metazoa, Hemichordata, Enteropneusta, Harrimaniidae. The record is from RefSeq and is a predicted model, not a curated record.
CGAUAACGCAGCAAAGCUGGCAGUCAAUCAUGGCCUUCACGAUUUACUCACUUUUUGAAGCUGUCUUAUUGUGUAUAAAUGGUAUAGCAAUUCUUCACGAGGAACGAUUUCUCAACAGAGUUGGAUGGGGUAGUAAUCAGAAUAUUGGAGGAUUUGGAGAAGAACCAGGAAUGAAGUCACAAUUGAUCAAUCUUAUACGUUCUGUUAGAACCGUAAUGAGGGUACCGCUGAUAAUUCUGAACACAGUGACAAUAUUUUUUGAACUGAUCCUUGGAUAGAAGACAUAUCAUUCCAUAUUCUUUAUUUAUUCCUACCUACUAUAUUGCAUAUGGUGUAGAAUUAGAAUCAAUUGAUUAUUCAAACCUGGUCCGACACAAGGUGAAGCCUUUUGCAUCAGCUUGUUUAGGGAUAUUUAUUCCAUUUCUGGAUAAGAGUAUGAUUUCACUGUAUUGAAGCUUGUAAGAAUAAAUAGUGAAAAAUAGCCACAACUUUGUAAUGCUGAAGAUAAUCAAAGCAAUCUCAAAACAAAAGUUUUUUGUCUUAAGUAGGUUGAGGGUGCUGUAACUAAAGCUGGAAACUGAGUGUUGUAUCAUGGUGGUUCGCUGUAUCAUUGAUUCACGACUUGCAAACACUGCCACUCUAAAAGGAUUGUUAAUAUUAUACUUGUUUGCCAGGGACACUCUGGUGACAUUUGCAAAUUCAUCUGCAGAUGUGUUAACCUUUGCACCACUAGACUUUCGCCAACAUUUUUCUGCAUUUUUUUCAAUAAUUCUGGGAAUGAACCCUAAUUUUGGAGCCAUAAAAAUUUAAGUCAGUUUUCAGUUUUUAUUAAAAAAAAUUGGCUAUUUUUUUCCCAAUCUUCUGAAGGAAAGUGCAGACUAUAAACCGGAUGAUUUUUGAAUUUGUGAUGAAAAGAGGGAACUGGUGGUGAAAAGGUUAUAAAGUUGCACUCACUUAUACAAAACAGAUUAUUUUGUUUUCAACUCUAAGUGUCCUAUUGCAAGAAAUGCUGUAAACUCUAUUUUAUAGUGAUGUGUUACAGUAUUUUGUCUAACAUUACAUAUUAGUUCUUUUUGAAUAAAUGUAUGUAUUUUUAUUCAAAAAUAUUGGUUUACAAAAUCAUUUAAAAUGAACUGAUUAGUACCAAAUUAAUUUGUAAAACAAUAAAACACUACCCUUGACUAUUAAUCAAUUAUUCUAGUAUGCAGAAUCUUCAAUUGCAAAAUUCCUCGUUCAUUUUGAAGGUACAAUAGAAAGUUAGUUAGUUACCUCGACUACAACAUAAUAACAUCAUGCUACUUACUGCCUUGGUUUGUUAUCAGUAUACAUGUUAAAAAAAAAAUACAUAUGACCUUAGAGAGCGCUAUACACAGUUAAUGAAUUUGUGGGCAUUUAAUACUAACAUUUUAUG